AUGAGUUAUUGGGAGCGGGGAAGUUUCAACUCGAGCGGAAGCGCCCCGCCGCCGCCGGAGAGACACAAGCGGAGCCGCACCGAACACCACUACCCCGCGCCUCCGAACGCGUGGAAGCCAGAGAGGCCUGACGGAAUCAUCGCGCGGGAAGCUCCGCCAGCGGCGCCGGCCGCCUUUUACGCCGGCGUUCCGCAGGGGACCGCCUGGGGGGACCGGCACCGCGCGGACGGGAACAGCGGGCGCCGCCCCGCAGAGGCGGGGGAAAGGGAGAAGAAGCCGGCGCCUGCCCACCCAGAGGGGCAGCCCAGUACCGGCGACGGAAAAGGAAGAAAUAGGGAAGAAACAGGGAGGACCCCGACGGCCGAACAACGGCCACCCCCCGCAGAAAACCGAUGUAGCCACGCCGCUCUGCAGGAGCUUUUGCGGCGCAUUAUAGCUCUCGAGUUUUCAGGCCGGUGCACGCAGCGGUCUAUGGCAGUGGUGGAGGCUAUCUGCGACACGCUCUGUCACACGCCUGUGGCGGUGGUGAAGGUGAUGGAGGUUCUAGACGAGUGCUUUGCGGAGGCCGUUCAGCUGAAACAGCAGCAGCAACUCUUAAAUUACUGGUACAUAGUCGACGCCGUGAUGAAACUCUUCCGCGACCGGCCCUCCAUGCUAAACGCGGUUGUCGUUGCCCUGCCCCACCUCCUCCUUCAGUAUGUGCCCUGGAAAAAAAGCCGGCUGGCAGAAGAGUCGUGGAUGCAACGCGAAAGCGAUGAGCAUCGCUACGAACAAUUGUUCCUCACCUGGGGCCGCGCCGUGCCGAAGCCACUUCUUGAUGAAAUAUGGUCCAUGUGGAAGAACGGCGCCCUCCCAACGGAGACGCCAACCCUUGAUAGACACUAG
This is a messenger RNA of Trypanosoma conorhini, 885 nucleotides long. RefSeq lists its product as uncharacterized. The record is from RefSeq and is a predicted model, not a curated record. Lineage: Eukaryota; Euglenozoa; Kinetoplastea; Trypanosomatida; Trypanosomatidae. The coding region runs from base 1 to 885 and encodes 294 amino acids. The transcript has a single exon.